ACAUUUCCAGGUGAAAUUUGUUUUACUUGGUAAUCAUCAAGAGUAGAAUAAACAGCUACAAGGGCACUUUUCAAACUCGUCUUCCUCAUUUUGGUACCGGUGGGUCAUUAUAAGAGCAGAUCGUCGACAGGGAGCAAACCAUGCCUUCGCACGAAGCUGCUAGCUGGGCUGACCAAGUUGAAGCCGGAGAGGAAGGAGCUCUGCCGCCGUCGUCAGAGAAAAUUGAAAACAAUGUGAAAACUGUAACAACCUACAAGCGCAAUGACGACGGGAAAGUUGUGAGGGUCACCCGUACUUACAAGAUUGAGAAGAGGCGCGUACCCAAGGCGAUCGCCCAGCGCAAGCAUUGGAAAAAGUUUGGUCAGUCUGCACAUGAUGGCCCAGGUCCUAAUGCAACAACUACAACAGUCGCAGAUGAUGUGUUCCUUACACUCACCACUAACCGAGAGCAACUCGAGACACAGGAUGAUGACAGCAGCAAGUCCAAGGGACUGAAGCAAGCAGUUACUUGCCGUAUUUGCAAGGGAGAGCAUUGGACCACAAAGUGCCCGUACAAAGAGACGCUCGGAGAGGCUCCUGUCAACAAGGAUGCUGAGGCACAGCCCGGUGACGCAACCCCAGCAGCGGCAGCUGCCGCUUCGCUUCCUGGUCAGAAAUACGUUCCGCCCUCCCAGCGUGGAGACAGAAGCGCGACUGGCGCGUCGAUGGGACGUGGCAGAGACGACAAUGGUGCUGGUGUUCGUGUUAGCAACUUGUCGGAAGAGACCACAGAGCAGGACCUGCAGGAGCUCUUCAAGCCGUUCGGAAGAAUAUCUCGUAUCUACUUGGCCAAGGACAAGAUCACCGGCCAGUCCAAGGGUUUCGCUUUCGUCACUUACUACGACCGAGAUGAUGCCGCUCGCGCUAUUCGUGGCCUUCAAGGCUUUGGCUACGAUCACUUGAUCCUCAACUUGGAAUGGGCAAAGUAAAAAAUCUCCUGAGUAUUGCAAAUAAACGUUUGUAACAUUUUA
Sycon ciliatum is the source of this 1010-nucleotide messenger RNA. RefSeq names its product eukaryotic translation initiation factor 3 subunit G-like. The coding region runs from base 141 to 968 and encodes 275 amino acids. Lineage: Eukaryota; Metazoa; Porifera; Calcarea; Leucosolenida; Sycettidae. Gene Ontology annotation, cellular component: eukaryotic translation initiation factor 3 complex; cytoplasm. The record is from RefSeq and is a predicted model, not a curated record. The transcript has 9 exons. Gene Ontology annotation, molecular function: RNA binding; translation initiation factor activity.